UCUCCACUCAACUUUGUUCUUAAAAAAUACAGUAGCUAAUUGAUUUUAGAAAAGAUCAAAACUAGUGUUUCUUCCCCAAGCCCUGUACCUUCCAAUUCCUUUGUCAAUAUGGCCAGGUAUUACAACUCUUCCUACUAUGAUUACCUCCAAUACCUCUCAUUUCCGAUCCACUUCCUCUUCUUUCUUGUUGUACUCUUCCUGUUCUUGACUUUUACAUGGUACAUAAACUAUGAGUCCAUGUGUGAAGACUUUAUGGAUCAGCUCAAGUUAAUUCUCAUAAUCUCUCCUGUGGUACUACUACUUGUUGUGCACUGGUUAUCAAGCAAAGACCGGGAUCGCGUUCCGUUCAUCAUCUCUUUGCCGGAGAAAGAUUCGCUUCAUAGAGCUGGAGGCUCUCCAUGGGGUGUUGCAUUUCUGCUUGUGUUUCUUCUCCUCGUGAUCUCUCACCACAAUUCCUUACAUGAACGCUGGUUUCCUUUACUAAGUAGGCGAUGAGAAAAAGUACGCAUUUAUGCAGGUGAUAGAAGUAAUUAAUGUAGUUGUGACAACCCACUUUACUUUUGUUUUGUUUUUAUUUUGAAGCACUCUCGACUCAUGUUGUGAGACAAAUCUCCGUUUCAUGUAAUAACAGGCCAAUCACACGCACUAAAGCUUAGUACUUUUUGAUUUGUACACAAGAUUUGUUAUAUUUUGUCAUCUUUAGUUUUUCUGGUUUUUUUUUUGGGGUUUUUGGAACAAUUCAUCUC
Messenger RNA from Ilex paraguariensis (yerba mate), 746 nucleotides. The record is from the annotation of a GenBank genome assembly. NCBI's taxonomy places the organism in Eukaryota, Viridiplantae, Streptophyta, Magnoliopsida, Aquifoliales, Aquifoliaceae.